AUGCGUCUCACUGAGCACACCUUUCGAGCUUUGGCUCAGCCAAUGAUUGUUGGCCCUGCAUCUGAAUUUGACCGUGACUUUGUCACUUACUUUGGUUGUUCACCACACAUUGUGGCCAAAGCAUGGAAUUGUAACAACUUCAUUGGAGCGAAACCAAAGCAUUUGCUUUGGGCGUUGGUUUGGAUGAACGUCUAUGGGUCAGAGAGAGUGCAUUGCAAGAUUGUUGGAGUCAAAUGGGAAAAUCGCUUCCGUGGUGACAAAGGCAGGACUUGCCUUGUCACUGUUGACACCACUGAUGUUGCCAUUCCGGAGCCUCCCUUGAAACCUGGACAAGAGCGCCCUCGCAACGACGCUGGCAAGCAGCUUCCAUUCAACCCCAAAUGGUACAGCAAGAAGGUUGGUGGUGCUGCUCUCCGAUAUGAAACUGCUGUCUGUAUUCAAACAGGAGAUAUUGUUUCAAUCAAUGGACCCUUUCCUGCUGGACGCUGGAAUGAUCCAAAGAUCUUUCACCAUGACUUGCUUGGCAAGUUGGGACCGGAGGAAAUGGUAGAGGCGGAUGGAGUCUACAAGGGGAUGCCCUUUGAUGUCCGCACUCCCCAUGAUCACAUCAAUGAAGCCGACAAGAAGGCCAAGAGCCAUGCUCGAGCCCGCCAUGAGAUUAUCCAUCACCGGAUCGAUACUCUCCGGCGAACCCAUCAAAACCUGAAGGCGAUGGACGUGGGCGUUGGCACAUGGCACCGGCGACAAUGCACGCAUCGCGACCGAUGCUCCACCACUACCUCAAAUUGUGAGUUCCUGUCGCGUUGGCCAAGACACUACGUCGGAGCUGUUGCCGUCGGAGCUGUUGCUGGCUAG
Seminavis robusta is the source of this 855-nucleotide messenger RNA. The record is from the annotation of a GenBank genome assembly. NCBI's taxonomy places the organism in Eukaryota, Bacillariophyta, Bacillariophyceae, Naviculales, Naviculaceae.